AUGUUUCUAGGAUCUAUUCAUAUAAUAUUAUUGCUUAGUUUUUUUCAAUUAUACGAAUUAUGUCCACAUGAAUAUCGUGCUACAGAUGAAAAUCAUUCGUAUUGUUCACAACCAUUUCCAAACGUAAUUGACCAACGCGUUACUCCAUCUGAACGUAUAAAUAUUUUGAAAAUUCAUAAUUAUGAACGACAACUUGUUCAUGGAACUAAUAUGGAAAAGAUGUACUGGAAUCAGGAUUUAGCUGAAAUUGCUCUUCGUUAUGCUCGUGGAUGUAAAUUCGACCAUGAUAAAGCCAAUCAACGGAGUGUACCAAAAAUUCCAUUGUCAACAGGACAAAAUUUAGCUAUGGGUUACGAAAAUUGGACUCAGGCAAUUGGAGGUUGGGUUGACGAGAAAGAAUAUUAUUUACAUGGUUAUCCAUCAACUGGUAUUGUUGCUCAUUAUACUCAGAUGAUUUGGCAUUCAGCAGUAUUAGUUGGUUGUGCAGCUACUAUUUGUCCACCUUAUAGGCCAUAUGAGAUUCCAUGGCCUUUUUAUGUUUGCAAUUAUAUUACUGGACAAUUGAAUAGUAACGUUUAUCCACCUUAUAAUCAGGGUGUUGGUGAUUAUCCAUUACACGACUGUCAUGGUAAAGUAUGUUUAUAUAAUGGUACUCUUGAUUUAAAUACUUGUCAAUGUCAAUGUUCUACAUAUGCAAGUGGUUCACAAUGUGAACGAUUAAAUUGUUCGAAAUUACCACUAUGUCCAUAUUAUUCUUCAGACGCAUGUGUUCUUGUUAAUGUUCCAUUAGAAUGUCCUCGUCUUUGCGGUUUAUGUGAUCGAUAUGAAAUAUUAAAACAAGUUUAUGGAGAAAAUAAUCUGGCACCAAAUACACCGUUAAUUAAACGAACAACAAAAACAACGACAAUCAAAAGUACAACGAAGAAAAAAAGUCAUGGUCGAAAAUUAAAGACAACAUUACGAUAUCAGUUCUAA
Molecule: messenger RNA, 975 nt
Organism: Adineta steineri
Lineage: Eukaryota; Metazoa; Rotifera; Eurotatoria; Adinetida; Adinetidae
Source: the annotation of a GenBank genome assembly